Molecule: messenger RNA, 1464 nt
Organism: Trichosporon asahii var. asahii CBS 2479
Lineage: Eukaryota; Fungi; Basidiomycota; Tremellomycetes; Trichosporonales; Trichosporonaceae
Exons: 3
Coding region: 1-1464 (487 amino acids)
Source: RefSeq, a predicted model, not a curated record
AUGCUCGAGUUCGUGGCGAACACCGCCGAGCUGGCAGACUGCACCACAUUCACCGUCACGCUAAAGGGAGAAGCGCUCGCAUGCGGGGCCGGAGCGCGGGAAGUCGUCCUGCUUCACCUCGACUCUGGCCGUGUGGAACGGUGGGCGCACGGCCUUACGUCUCCGCGACUCUUCUCCGUCGCCUGUGAUGGGCGGUACGUCGUGCUCGUGUGCGACAUGGAGGCUCACAUAUUCACUCGUAACGGGGUGAGGGUCGCCUCCUUCCCAGACGAAACGGAGCCGCUGGGAGACCUCGUCUGCGAGAUCGGGUGGCCGUGGCCGUACGCGUUCAAAUGCGAGCGGCGCCCCGAACGCUCGCGCGACCCAGCCGGUCCUCGGGCGCCGCCCGAGUUCGAGCACGCCGAGACGAGUAUGCGCUGCGUCGUCGCGUACCGCCCCCAAAGCAAGAAGUACGCUCAGCUCACGGGAGAGUUUGAGCGGUGGGGCUUCAAGCCAAUGUUCCGAGGGGCGGGAUUCGGACAGCACGAUCUCGUGCUCUGGGGUGCGAGCGGGUGGGCCCUCGUCGUGCAGAACUACCGCGCCCUGUUCCGUUCCCUCACGGAGGUGGAUGAGAGCGAGCGCGCCAGCUACAUCCGCGAGCGGACCGUAGCGCUCUGCGAGCCGGAGCGUCUGGACUGUUUGGUCGUUAACGGCCAGCGAAUCCUGGGCGCGCGCGCAGCCGGCACGAUGUGGUCCUUUGACCUCUCCACACUCCCACAGCUUCCCUGCAAGCUCGACCCUCUCCCCCUUCCCCCACUCCCAGAGGGCCACGCUGUGCUCCUCGACAUGACGCUGACGCCGGAACACCGCGGCGUCUGGGCGGGCGAGUACACAAACUACGACAUCUCGUGCCUCGCCCAAAUGUCUGCGCGCAGCUCCGUCGCGCUAGAUGCUCGCGCAGCGUACAUGUUAGACUGGGACAAGGGCUUCCCCGGCGGCGCGAGUGUGGAGUACGAGCAGCUCUUCAACGGCGAGCUCGAGAGCGGAACGUGGCCGUGGCCCACCCGGCCUGCAUUCGGGCACGUCAAGAUCUGGACGCAUCGCCCGCACGCGGCCGUGCUCUGGACGCCGCACUCAAGGUGUCUCGGCGCCAUCAUGGGUAAUGGGGUUUGCGGAUGCGGGCGGCGGCACGGGGACGAGUGGGGGUGGGGCAGUGAUGGGGAGGAUGAUGAGGAUGAGGAAGAGGAAGAGGAGCAAGAGACGGAUUGGCAGAACGCCCUCUGGGGCUUGGGGUAUAUGUUUGAUCCGGAAGAUGAGGAUGAGGGGCUGGACGGCCUCGUGCAGCUGUUCAUGGAGGAGACUGAUGAUGGGCCAGACGGACUGGACGGGGUCGUGGAUGUGCUCCUCGAGCUGGAUCUGUCGGAGGACGAGCUGGGAGUUGACUCGGCGAGCGAAGCGGGAGUCUACGCGGCGAGUCUGGACUAG